Molecule: messenger RNA, 318 nt
Organism: Protopolystoma xenopodis
Lineage: Eukaryota; Metazoa; Platyhelminthes; Monogenea; Polystomatidea; Polystomatidae
Source: the annotation of a GenBank genome assembly
AUGGGCAAAACUCUCGUAGAAGGACACCGCCAAGUCAACCCGGCCGGAUUCCGCUCACCGCUCCAGCAACUGUGCGCGAUUCGUUGCUUGCCCUGCUACAGACCCCGUCGAUUAGCGCUGGUUGCCGAGGCAACGAGAUCCGUACCGCCAGUUCUUCACGGCCUGAAUGAAGGCAUCGACAUGUCGGUUCCGACGUCGACACUCAAGCAUAUAUCCAUAAAGACCCGUCGGCUACGGCGUCAGAUGGAUCUGAACCAACAGCCUUUUCGUGGUGAAGGAUGGUGUCCUCCUGGGUUGGGUAAGCUGAUACAAUCAUGA